This is a messenger RNA of Lodderomyces oxycetoniae, 960 nucleotides long. RefSeq lists its product as uncharacterized. The transcript is spliced from 3 exons. NCBI's taxonomy places the organism in Eukaryota, Fungi, Ascomycota, Pichiomycetes, Serinales, Debaryomycetaceae. The record is from RefSeq and is a predicted model, not a curated record. The coding region runs from base 1 to 960 and encodes 319 amino acids.
AUGAGAGAUAAUACCAGAAAUACAAAGCAAAAUAGAAAUUCUAAAGUAGCAUCUACAAAGAAAAGGACUACCAAACAUCUUGAUCCAGCUACAGAAUUAAGGAGGAUAUUUGGACAAAGUGAAGAAUUUGAGUUUAGCGAGCCAAUUAUUGAAGCUUCUACGCCAGAACCAAAGACGGUGCGAGUUAGCAGUCAAAAAAGGGUAAGGCCAUGGGCAAGGCCAAGGACAACGGUACUGAUUAGGCAAGAGAAGUUGCAAAAUCAAACAACAAGUUCUCCAUCUAGGACUCCACUUCAACCUAUCCUGACUCCAAACCAAACUAAUCCAAAGACAACUCCCAAAUCUAUUGAGCCUCUUCCAGGCUUUGCUUUUCUCACUGCUGGUAUAUUAUCAAAACCUCACCAGUGGCUCCCACAGGAUGCCGAUGUAGAUAUGGUUAGGGAUAAGGUCACUGAGUCAAGGUUAUUGCCAGGUGCUGAUGUCUUACCACAAUACAAGUUUAAUGAACCUCCUAGGAAAGAAGAAGGCCAAAGCGCGGUACAGAACUUUCCAGGAAAAUGUUCAAUUGUGUAUUUACUCAACAACGACAACAAUCAGCAGCAGCAUAGGGCUAUGGAGACCGAUCCAAUGAAAAACUAUACUCCUCUGCAAACACCCCAGUCCAAAAACCACUUUUACGGGAAUUUGCGUGAACCGCUUUCGUGUACCCCCGAUAGCGAUCAAUUUCUCAAAACUUUUAAUAGUUUUCCAAAAUCUACAGGGUAUGAUAAUGAGAUUAACACAAAAGGCAACGGUUAUGGACUUUUGACGAAUAACUCGUUAGUAGAUAUGAGUCAAGUCAGCAAUUUGUCCAAUAACCUUUCCAAUUUGGAUCAAUCCACCUAUUCGAAAAUUGAUUCCUUUACAAAGUCAUCUUUUCAUGAACCCAUGAGUAUUACACUGAGGCAAGCUGCCUCCUAA